Messenger RNA from Scheffersomyces amazonensis, 2373 nucleotides. RefSeq names its product Pan3p (gene PAN3). Gene Ontology annotation, biological process: nuclear-transcribed mRNA poly(A) tail shortening; protein phosphorylation; mRNA processing. The transcript has a single exon. The record is from RefSeq and is a predicted model, not a curated record. Lineage: Eukaryota; Fungi; Ascomycota; Pichiomycetes; Serinales; Debaryomycetaceae. Gene Ontology annotation, molecular function: ATP binding; poly(A) binding; protein kinase activity. Gene Ontology annotation, cellular component: PAN complex; P-body. Bases 180 to 2348 code for a protein of 722 amino acids.
UUCGUAAACUAUUCUGGUUUAAGUUACUAUCAGAUUUUCCCUUUAUAGUAAAUCUGUAGUCACAUGACCAACUGCCUCACUUCCUCACUCACCAUCCACCAUAUAAUUAUUCACAAAAAGAUCCAACCACCAAUACAAACUAAUCCUUAACUAUGAUUAAUCAACUAAUUUAACUAACCAUGAAUAUUAAUAUUGAUACAGCGAAAGAUACGCUAUGUAAGAAUAUCUUAAUAUAUGGAUAUUGUAAAUUCGAAAAUAAAGGAUGUGCAUUUAAUCAUAAUACUAAGACUGCUACUAAUACAACGAGUCAAUCAUCAAAUGUGAAUGCUUUACCUCAGGGAAGAUCUGGUACUGGUACUGGUACUGGUACUGGUACUGGUACUGGUGCUAGUACUGCAUCUCAACCUUCAAUUGAGUCUAAACGAAAGUUUAAUGCUAGUUCUGCACCUUUCCAACCAUCUUCAAGUUCAUUUUCUCCAAAGGUAAAGGAAUCAUUAACAUUUAUACCAAACAAUGAUAGUCUAACAACUCCAGUAACUUCUACUAGUAAUGAACCAAUACUUUCUAAGAAAUUUAAUGCAUCAAUUGCUUCAUUUGCUGCAUCAUUCACUCCUACGAAUUUUAAUCCUGAUUAUAUUAAUAAUUCAUCUCCAAUAAAUAAUAAUAUAAGUAUUAAUAAUCCUACUAGUACUAAUAAUAAUAUUAACAACAUUAAUAAUAUUAAUAAUAAUAAUAAUAAUAUUCAACCCAAUCCAUAUCUAAUGGCUCAACAACCACCUCAACCACCAGGAUUAUCACCAUCUACUAUAAAUAUUCCUGGUCAACCUCCAGUAUUAUCUCAACCAAAUAUACCUCCUCAUAAUACUAAUGAUAUAUUUUUUCAACAAGUAUCAGUUCCACCUAAUGUACAACAACAAGGUGGACCAUUAGUUGGACAAGCUCCACCUCCUGGACAAUCUAUGUUUCCAUUAAAUUAUCAUUUAUAUGCUCCUGGACCUCCACCAAGAUUUAAUAAUAAUUUAUUACCUUAUGAAACAAAUGCAUCAUUAUUAUUUAUUCCAGAAGAUUUAAGAGAAUCAACUCAACAAAAAAAUGAAGCAACUUUACAAACUUUACCUCAUUCAACAUUACCUGAUCAUAUUGGAGUAUAUCAUUCAUUAGUUCCAAUUGAUAAAACUUAUGAACCAACUUCUAAAAUAUGGCAUAUACCAUCAUCAAUUUAUAAAGCAUUUAGUAAUGCAGAUGGGAAUCCAUAUGCUUUAAGAAGAAUUGAUCAUCAAUUCCCCAUUAUAAAUGAAUUACCAUUUAAAAAUAUUAAAAAGUGGAGAAGUAUUAAAAAUCCAAAUAUUGUACAAAUUAGAGAUGCAUUUACAAGUAUGGCAUUUGGUAGAAGUACUAUAAUUUUAGUAUAUGAUUUUUAUCCAAAUUCAAAUACUUUAUUAGAUCAUCAUAAAAGAAAUGGGACUAGAAAUAAAGUAGUUACUGAAGAAAUCUUAUGGUCUUAUUUAAUUCAAAUUAUAAAUGCAUUAAAUGAUAUUCAUGAACGAGGUUUAGCAGCAAGAUCUUCAUUAAAUUUAAAUAAAAUUAUUGUUACCAAUAAGAAUCGAAUUAGAUUAUCAAGUUGUGGUAUAAGUGAUAUAUUAGGAUAUGAAGAAGAAGAAAAACAACAACAACAACAACAAAAUCAAGAAGAUGAAACCAUGACUGAUGAGAACAGUACUAUUAAUAAUAUUCGACAAUUACAAAUUGAAGAUAUUAAAAAUUUAGGAAAAGUUUUAUAUGAAUUAAGUUUAUUAACAUUACCUAUGAAUUUAAGGUAUGGAGAUUUUAAUAGUAUUAUUAAAAAAUUAGGGUUAUCAGAAGAUUUUUUAGCUGUAUUAAGAAUAUUAAAUGGAGAAGUUACCGAAGAAUUUUCAUUAGGUAAAUUUAAUGAACGAUAUUUACUUCAAAAUAAUAAAUUAUUUUCAAUAAUUAAUGGAUUACAAGAUUCUUCAGAUUAUCUUGAAUCUCAACUUUCAACUGAAUUAGAAAAUCUGAGAUUAUUUAGAUUAAUUACUAAGAUUAAUUAUAUUAUUGAUCAACCAGAUUCUAAUCCUGAAGUUAAUAAUAAUCGAUAUAUUAUAAAACUUUUCCGAGAUUUUAUAUUUUAUCAAUAUGAUGAAUUUGGUAAACCAAUUGUUGAAUUACUGAGAGUUGUUAUUAAUUUAAAUAAAUUAGAUGCUGGAAUUGAUGAAAAGAUUUUACUUGUUAGUAGAGAUGAACAAAGUUGUAUAAUUGUAUCUUAUAAAGAGAUAAGGGAUAUUAUUGAUUCGUUAUUUAGGAAUCUUACAUCUCAGUAUUAUAAAUAGAAACCAAUAACAUAAUAUAAAAAUA